Balaenoptera ricei (Rice's whale) is the source of this 321-nucleotide messenger RNA. RefSeq names its product histone H2B type 2-E-like. Gene Ontology annotation, molecular function: protein heterodimerization activity; structural constituent of chromatin; DNA binding. The coding region runs from base 1 to 321 and encodes 106 amino acids. Gene Ontology annotation, cellular component: nucleosome. Gene Ontology annotation, biological process: nucleosome assembly. The record is from RefSeq and is a predicted model, not a curated record. Lineage: Eukaryota; Metazoa; Chordata; Mammalia; Artiodactyla; Balaenopteridae. The transcript has 2 exons.
AUGCUUGAGCCUUCGUCUGAGACGUCUGAAGAAAGCCCGGGCACCAAGGAAGCCGAGCCGAAGAAGCCGAAGGUGCUGCAGCGGGUCCAGGAGGGCCUGAGCCUCUCGCAGGAGGCCGUGAACGUCAUGGAUUCGUUCGUGAAGGACAUCUUUGAGCGAAUCACCGAUGAGGCGGCGCGCCUGGUCCGCUCCAGCAAGCGCUCCAUCCUCACCUCCAGAGACAUGCAGACCUCCGUGCGCCUGCUGCUGCCUGGGAAGAGGGGCAAGCACGCCAUAUCCAGCGCCACCAAGGCAGUCAUUCGGUACCUAACCGGCAAAUGA